Messenger RNA from Drosophila innubila, 2769 nucleotides. RefSeq names its product protein doublesex (gene dsx). Lineage: Eukaryota; Metazoa; Arthropoda; Insecta; Diptera; Drosophilidae. Gene Ontology annotation, molecular function: RNA polymerase II cis-regulatory region sequence-specific DNA binding; DNA-binding transcription factor activity, RNA polymerase II-specific. Gene Ontology annotation, cellular component: nucleus. The record is from RefSeq and is a predicted model, not a curated record. Bases 196 to 1368 code for a protein of 390 amino acids. The transcript is spliced from 3 exons. Gene Ontology annotation, biological process: sex differentiation; regulation of transcription by RNA polymerase II.
CAAUUUAAAAUAUAUUAAAUGCAUAAUAACAAUUUUUCAAAUAAUUACACAUAACUAUUUAAUUAACAAAUUGAUUAAAAAUGCAUACAAAUUGCUGUUAAAAUUCGAUUAAAUUCAAUUAAAAUUUGAAUACGCCCACGAUAAAUUGAGAAAACGCAGCAACUAAAUUAAUUGAAAUAGACUUCUGUUUUUGGCAUGGUUUCGGAGGAGAACUGGAACAGCGAUACAAUGUCCGACUCGGACAUGAUCGACUCGAAGAACGACGUGUGCGGCGGGGCAUCCAGCUCCAGUGGCAGCUCCAUUUCACCACGCACUCCGCCAAAUUGCGCGCGUUGUCGCAACCACGGGCUAAAAAUCACAUUGAAGGGCCACAAGCGGUACUGCAAGUACCGCUAUUGCACCUGCGAGAAGUGCCGCCUGACCGCAGACCGUCAGCGGGUGAUGGCAUUGCAGACGGCACUGCGACGUGCCCAGGCACAGGAUGAGCAGCGCUCGUUGCACAUGCACGAGGUGCCACCGCCUUCGGGAACGCCGGCGCUAUUGACCCAUCACAGUCAUCAUCAUCAUGUGCAUCCCCACGCCCACUCACAUCAUGGCCACGCCCAUCAUGCCCAUGUGUUGCAUCAUCAGCAGGCAUCGGUGGCGGCAUCGGCAUCAGCACCACCGCCACAGCCACAAUCCCAUCUUGGAUCGGCUCACAAUGGCUCCGCUGGCAGCUUACACAGCCACGCCCACGCGCACGCCCAUGUGCAUCACGCCCACAUGGCGGCCGCAGCCGCCGCUUCGGUGGUGCAGCAGCAUCAACAGCAGCAGCAGCAGCAGCAACAGCAACAGCAACAUCAUCACCACAACAGCCACCAGCAGCAGCAGCAGCAGCAACCACACCAGGCAGCUUCUGUGAGAUCUCCGUCACACAGUGACCAUGGCGGCACCGUUGGUCCAGCCACAAGCAGCUCAGGUGGCGGUGGCGCCACUUCCAGUAAUGUGGCAGCUACUUCCAGCAGCGCCGGCAGUGGCAGUGGCAGUGGCAGCAGCAGCUCUGCAGCAGGUGGCAGCGGUGGCAUCAGUGUCAUAACCAGCGCCGAUCAUCACAUGUCCACAGUGCCAACGCCCGCACAGUCGCUGGAGGGUUCCUGUGACUCGUCCUCCCCGUCGCCAUCAUCCACAUCGGGCAAUGCCGUUCUGCCCAUUUCCGUGUCCAGCACUCGCAAGAAUGUGCCUCUGGGCCAAGAUGUUUUCCUAGACUAUUGUCAAAAGCUGUUAGAAAAAUUUCGUUAUCCGUGGGAGCUGAUGCCGCUCAUGUAUGUGAUAUUAAAAGAUGCUGGUGCUGACAUCGAUGAGGCUUCGCGUCGCAUCGAAGAGGCUUAAAGCUUCAACAAAACGCGCGCGAGUUAAACUAAAGUAAUGUUUCGGAUUAAAAAAGAACCUCUGUAAAUAUAUCAAUAGUAUGAUAAGCAAGCCACAUUUACUUCUUCAAUUUGGAAAUACACGUAUCUUCAAUCAACAAACCAAAUAUUUAAGUGGAUGCAACCUAUUGCAAUCAACUUAUUCUUCAAUCAACAUACCCUGGCGAUGAUAUCCCCGACAAGCUAUCAAAUUAUCUUCAAUCAACAUACCCGCAAAUACAUGAUGACCAACUUGUAACCAGAUCUACUCUACAAUCAACAUACCUAACUUGGCUCAUAUCAUCAAGCAACAUUAUCAUUGAAGCUGCCACAGAAAUAAGAAGAACAUUUCUCCAAUUUAUCAACCAAUCAACAAAUCUGUCUACGACCAACUCUUCAGAUCAACAAACACGUGCUAGAAGUCCACCCAUCGGUUGUUUAGCUUUAGUUAAGACAUUAUCUUAAGUUUUCUUAAGCUAGCUUAUGUUUAGUUGAGUCUGCUUAAGUUACGAUUCUAAAUGCGGUGUCUUUGUAGCCUACAAAAUUCCACCUUUGCCCUUAAAACUACAGUAUGCAAAUAUAAUUUAUUUAAUUUCAUAGUAAUAUAGAACAAACAGUAUACAUUUACUUUAAAAUUCAUAUUUAUCGGGGCGGACUCAAGUAACUUAAAUGAGCUUAGAAAUUCGAAUUAAAUAUUGACAUAUGAAAAAACAUGUUUAUGGAUAUUAUGCAAUUGGUCAGGACGUAAGUUUGUCUAGGACAGUAGGAACUUUUAAUAAUUAUCUCAAAAUUUUCUGAAAUUACAAAUUCUUAUCGCUCACACUUUUCUCCUUCAAGUUUUAACUAAGUAUUGCCAAAACUCUUAAGAUCAAUAUCACUUAUCAAAAUUACACAAAUUAUUAAACAUUUUCGAAAUUACCAAUACAUAGUAUAGCUGUUCUUAAAAAUGAGCACAGACAGGUUCUUGAGAAACAUAUUGUUGUGAAUCGCUGCACAAGUUAAACAGAUGCAAAGUUAAGUCUCUUGUAUUAAUAUACUGUGAAAAAUAAAUAUAGAAUACUUAAGAUUAAUCAGUCUUGCGAAAUAUAAUUGUAAUACACAGCGAUACAUACAAACUACUAAUUACUUAAGUACGAGUAUGUAUAAAUAUUGUUAUCGAUUUAAGCAGUUCAUAAUUCACAUGCCAACAAAAUACUAUAAAAAAAAAAACAAAAACAAAAUAAAAUUCAAUGUAAAAAAUAAAAUAUUUUCCUCAAACAAAUAGAUUCGGUUUGCAUUAAGAGCAAUCGAUCUUAAGCUGGACCUGUUAUGGUUUACUUUAAGCUUGAAGAGAAAUCAAAUAUAUAUAUAAUUUCUGGUGGUACAUAAAACAAAAAAUGGGAAA